AUGACGCGGCAGCAUCAUGAGGACUGUGGGUGCCGGGUAUUGGAAUGUGGGUGGCAUUUGUCCAAGCACGUCAAAGAUGCUUUCAAAGACAUUUCCAAAUACUUCUCCAAGGAAGAAUGGGCAGAGAUGGGAGACUUGGAGAAAAUCCGCCAUAGGAAUGUGAAAAGGAACCAUGAUGUGCUGAUUGACAGAGGUCUCAGAGCCCCUCGACCGGCUUUAAUGGGUCACCGACGACAGGCCAUCAAAUACCAGGUGGAUGAUGCUGAAGAUUCGGAUGAAGAAUGGACACCUAGGCAACAAGGCAAACACUCUUGGAUGGCCUUCAUAAAGGAACAGAGUAAACGCCAGAAGGGAAUGCCCAGGGCACCAUUAAGUCGUGAAUCUAGUCGGAAGGAAUUGUCAGGACCAGCGAGUUCACAUAACAUUAGAGGUUCAGAGGAGCACGGGAAAUGCGUGUCCCUUCCCAGAGAAGCGGGUACCUCUGGACAGCACUCUAGAUGGAAUUCAGAUCUUGGGAAAAAUGAGAUCGAAGUGAGAACAUACAACCUUCGAGAAAGAACAGGCCACUCGUACAAAGAGUUCAGUGAGCCUCAGGACGACGAAUACCUCUACUGUGAGAGUUGUCGAGACUUUUUCAUCGACCACUGUGCUGUUCAUGGGCCCCCUACAUUUGUAAAGGACACUGCAGUGGACGUGGGGCAUCCCAACCGUGCAGCCCUGACCCUGCCCCCGGGGCUGAGUAUUAGACAAUCGGGCAUCCCUCGGGCUGGGCUUGGAGUAUGGAACGAGGCAUCUGAGCUGCCACUGGGGCUGCACUUUGGGCCUUACGAGGGCCAGAUCAUAGCAGAUGAAGAGGAAGCCAGAAGUGGAUACGCCUGGCAGAUCACUAAGGGAAGAAACUGCUAUGAGUUUGUAGAUGGGAAGGAUCAAUCUCGGGGCAACUGGAUGAGAUUUGUUAACUGUGCCCGUGAUGAUGAAGAAUGUAACCUGGUGGCCUUCCAAUACCACAGGCAGAUUUUCUAUCGGACCUGCCAAGUCAUCAAGCCAGGCUGUGAACUGAUGGUUUGGUAUGGGAGGGAAUAUGGCAAGAAACUGGGCAUCACGUGGCCUCGCAAGCAGAAGAAAGAACUCAAAACAGGGCAAGGUGGGUACCACGAUGACUCCCUAGGAGGAAAAGGGAAGGAAUGCUUCUCCUUGGGAAUUCUCAUGGUUCAACUCUUGUUCUACUCUUUCCGGGAGCUACAAGUGGAGCUUGAAGAAGACACUCAGAAUCUCUGCUCCUGGGCAGCUGACAUGUGA
Messenger RNA from Nycticebus coucang (slow loris), 1299 nucleotides. RefSeq names its product histone-lysine N-methyltransferase PRDM7-like. Lineage: Eukaryota; Metazoa; Chordata; Mammalia; Primates; Lorisidae. The record is from RefSeq and is a predicted model, not a curated record. Gene Ontology annotation, molecular function: histone H3K4 methyltransferase activity; recombination hotspot binding; histone H3K36 methyltransferase activity. The transcript has 10 exons. Gene Ontology annotation, biological process: regulation of DNA-templated transcription; positive regulation of reciprocal meiotic recombination. Gene Ontology annotation, cellular component: nucleus. The coding region runs from base 1 to 1299 and encodes 432 amino acids.